AUGUUUAUACCACCACAAUUACUCGAACAACUUCCUCUGCUUGCUAUAUUCGUUAUCCCCGUUACUGGAGCUUAUUUUGGUCUACGAACUGUCAACAUGAAAAGCGCCAUUCAUUUUCAACAGUUUACACCCCACAGGGCUAAAAGGUGCCUACUUAUGCGUGGACCAGCUGCUCUAGCCUAUCAGAUUGGUUUCUCAUUAGCCAUUGUGGUGGUAUUUUCGACUGUGGCCGGAAUUCUUCACUAUGUACCGUCGCCGAGUUUAUUCAUCUACCUACAACUACGUUACCUUUCUUCGACAUUGAGACUGGUACUAUCAGCCCUUCAAACGGUCGUGACAGUGCUUUGUAUCAUACUUGUGCUAUUGCAUUCCUCGUCGUUACUCGCCUCCGUUUCGUUGUUUUCCGUCUGCCUCUGUGUAGCACUGAUGGCGUUUUUCCCAUUAUUUGGCAUAGUAUUCGCCGGUUAUUCCAGCAUCAUGACAUUCACGCUCAUCUUAAAUAUGUUUUGUAUACUCUUCGGUGCUGGUGCAUUACUUAUAUUUGGAAUAAAAGAUGUCACAUCGUUUCGUGAUAUUGUACCAUUCGAAUUUUCAUUUUCCGAUAGCGCUAUAUCACUUGGUGUCGGAUUUGUCGUUUCCCUUUAUCAGCUCACUUCAAGUCCUCUUCUCUAUCAGGCAUAUUUUCCUAUUCCAACACUCUACAAACUGCGGCUCACAUUGGCAUUCCAUGGCGUUUUUCAACUCUUCUCGUCUAUUCUGGUUUUCUUAACGAUUUCGCUUUUCUUUGCUUUUGUGGAGAAGCGAUGCGCUUUGUCGUAUUCCUACAAGACAUUUUUAUUAUUCGCUAAACAUACAGUACCUCAUCCAGCAUUGGCAUAUGCAGUAAUCGUCUCUCUCUUGACAGUUUUUAUGUUUUGCAUUCAAUGGCUGUACGUAUGUAUUACUACACAUAUCUGGGAAGAAUUUGUCAAGGGCUACUUACGAGAACUUACGACUAUGAAACAGCUCUGCUGUGUACAGUCUUUGAUGCUUAUCGUCUGUGCACUUUCUGUAACAGUGGUAUCAGUGAUACGACUACUGCAAUUACCGUACGAUCUGUUGACACCGUUUGCGAUGCUGGUCGUAAUAACACUCUGCGGUGGGAUGUGUGGAGUAUUCAUGUGUGGCUACUUCUUACCAUUCUGUAACUCAAAAGGAGCAAUGACUGCUCUGGCUAUCACAACUUUAACAUCGAUCAUUUUGUUUGUUCUGUUUGCAUCGAACAAUCCACUACCAACAUUGAAAAAUGGGUGCGUUGUCGAAAUCGCGACCAAUUCAACGCUGCAAAUCAGGUCAUUCAAUAUGGAAAAAAUGGUAGCGAUCGCUUCUCAAAUUCCAUUACAAGCACAUAUAGUCAUUGCAUUUUUGAUGACCGUCGUGUUGUGCCCAAUCGUUUCGCUGUUCACAGGUGGCCAAGACCAAAUGAGUAUCGACUGGAAUCUUGUCGUCAUACCAUGUUUCGGUUCAUUGGGAAGCCGAUCCCAUUACAGUAAAAGACCUUUUGUUGAGAGUGAAUCAUUUCGGUAUGCUCAACAUAAUGCGGGACCUGGUCUACUGAAGGAACAGCGGUAG
Haemonchus placei is the source of this 1611-nucleotide messenger RNA. The record is from the annotation of a GenBank genome assembly. Lineage: Eukaryota; Metazoa; Nematoda; Chromadorea; Rhabditida; Trichostrongylidae.